GCUGCUCGCAUCAGCCGCCAGAGCUACGGCACCUUCCAUUCCCGGGAGGGAUUUUCUCUUUAGUUUCAAAACAAUGUGUGAAAGCCUGCUCUGCAGAAACAGUAGCCUCAGUAAGUUCAAGGAUGACUGAAGCUGUUUCCUCUCCCAGGGAGGUUUAAGAACUACGGAGGGAUGAAUGGAGUUAGACCUGUCUCUGCGUUCCUAGCAGCCAUCCUAUUACAGCCCUGAACAAAAGCAGGAAUGGCAUGUCUAGCCUAGGUUAAUAAACCCUACGGAGUGCGUGCCUAAAAGCGCUACGAAACAGCCUUAAGUCAGCAGGAGAAAACUAAUUUCAAGCAUGGCUGUCUAGUGUGCCUGUCAUUCCUAUUAUCCUUCCAAACUAUUUCAGACAUUUUGAGCAGCGAGUGCUAAGCGAUGAGUUAGCAGGGGUUGUGACAUUAAUGGUCCAAAAAGGUUUAAGCACCGGGAGGGAGCGAUGACAGCACUUCACAACCGGUGGCAGUUCGGAGGAUUCCGCUGGAUCUCUGUUUGUUAAUAAUUAGGCUUCGCCUCGGAGGAAGAUGUGACCACUAUCGGAGAAGCAAAGAGCAAGAGCGCAGCAUGGGAAAUCGGUGAGCAGCCGGGGACGAGCGGGAGCGCCUCUCUGGACUCAGAAAAGCAAACACCACCCAAGGACAAAGUGGUCCGAUGGAGGUGACAGAGGGAGAGGCUGGGAAGCCCCUGAUUUCACACCAGCACAGGCGAGGGCACGCGGGGACGAGCGAGCGCUGGAGAAGGAGCCGCACGCCCGCUCCUGCACUGCCCUGACGCUUCGGGAGGCAGAGGGUGCACGGCCAGCCAGGGCUCAGCACAGCACUGGGACUGCCCCUGCCCUGGGCUCCUUUUCCUGCCUGACUCCUGCAGCUUUCUUCCAAGGAGCAGGUGAGAGGGAUGAGCUUUGCCAAAUGAGAGAGAAGGCACCUACUCCACACGGAGCGUCCUGCCCUGGUGGAAAUGGCCAUCAUGCCCCGCUGGAGUCACGGCAGCCCAGGAUGUGCAGGCAGAGUGGAUUUCAAGAAGAGUUUUUAUAAAUGUGGGAAGAACAAGGAGCUUCGUGAAAUAAAGUUUGGAGAGAAAAAGCUCAGCUUUUUUUGGGUUGACUUUAUUCAGAGGGUCUUCACACCCACUUCCUUCUGACAGCUUGUUUCUGUGUAGUUGCUGAAUUCUGGUGCUUUCCUCUAUUUAAAAACCAAAAGUAAUUAAAACUUCCUGGGAACUGUGAAAGCAGCAAGAAAUACUUGGACACAUUGAGAGACGAGAUAUUUGGAAGCCUUCUGCUGGUAGCUAGGCUGUUUUCCCAAAGGUGGCAGCUACAGAAGUUCAUAGAUGAGAGGGAAAAUCUCCCUGUCGCAUCCCAUUGAAAUCUCCAUUUUAGGCACUGCUGCUCCACUGCUGCUCAGGUCCUUCCAUCGUCCCACUGCAGCGAGCAGAGCCAACACUGGGCAGCCCUCUAAAAUGUUUAUUUGGACCAGUGGCCGGGGAUCUACAUCUUACAGACAUGAUGAGAAAAGAAAUAUUUACCAAAAAAUCAGGGAUCACGACCUACUGGACAAAAGGAAAACAGUGACAGCCCUGAAAGCUGGAGAGGACCGGGCCAUCCUGCUGGGGCUGGCCAUGAUGGUGUGCUCCAUCAUGAUGUACUUCCUGCUGGGAAUCACCCUGCUGCGCUCCUACAUGCAAAGUGUCUGGACAGAAGAGACUCAGUGCUCACUUCUCAAUGCAUCCAUCACAGAAACCUUUAACUGCUCAUUUAACUGCGGCCCAGAGUGCUGGAAAAUCUCUCAGUACCCCUGCCUGCAGGUGUAUGUUAAUCUCACCUCUUCUGGACAGAAGCUUCUACUCUACCACACCGAGGAAACAAUGAAAAUUAAUUCUGAGUGUUCCUACAUCCCCAAGUGCGGGAAGAACUACGAGGAAUCCAUGUCUCUGGUGAACGUGGUGAUGGAAAACUUCAGGAAGUACCAACGCUUCUCCUGCUUCUACGACCCCGAGGGCGUGCAGAAGAACGUGAUCCUCACCAAACUGUACAGCUCCAACGUGCUGUUCCACUCCCUGGUCUGGCCCACCUGCAUGAUGAUCGGGGGGGUGGCCAUCGUGGCCAUGGUAAAGCUGACUCAGUACCUUUCCCUGCUCUGCGAGAGAAUCCAGAGGAUCAGCAGAUAGGAAAGGAGACUUCUCCGAAAUUUAACUGCAGCGAAAAUACUGUUUUUCUCAUUCUUCACCAAAGAACCUUAAGUUUGUAAUGUGCAAGUCUGGUAUAAGUUCCUUACUAUAUUCUUCUAAGUAGAGCAAUAAUGCAAAAGCUGUUCUAUAUGCAAACAUGAUGUUAUUAUUAUGCAGACGACUGAAAACGUUCCUGUUUUGUGUUGACCGUCUCGAUGAUCUUGUUUUAUGCUGGGAUUAGUACUUUCUUUUCUACAGCCAAGAUAGGGCUCAGUGUGACCAUUGGCCAAGCUUUAGUCAGUUGAUGUUUUUGGUGUAAAAGACUCUGGGGAAAUUCACUGCUGGGCAAAGGGCAGCCAAGCACUUGUGCAUCAUUGAGGUCUCACACCUGGCUCAGCCCAUUGGAUGGGUUUGUGGCUUUGGCUUUUUUAAUACUGGCUGCAGAGUGGGAAGGGGAAAAGCAUAGAUAAGGGGUUUUUUAAUGGUAAGAUGUCACAAAAAGGAUGUAUUUUGAGGUCAGGUCGGGAUAAGCAUACAGUAUUUUCAGGCUCAGUAGGACUUGGUGAUGCUUUGUGUUUGCUCCCUCAGUUCAGAAGUCAAUUGUACCCUAUGGUGUUUGUAAGGUCUUUUGGAAAACACUUUGGAGUUUUAUUCUGUGUAGUGCUAUGAUUUUCUUCUGUCUUAUCAACAUAAGUUUUGUCACUUGCAGAAGCUGUAGCCAAAAAGCAAAAAACACCUUGUUCCAUUUUGUAUUCUAGUCUGAGCCCUAUUGAUGGAGGUGGGACCAGAACUCCUUAUGAAAAGGUUUAUUAUUCAUUUGUCUUGUAUUUGCUACCAUAUCACUGUAAAGAAAAAAAGAACACUAUCAGCUAUUUUUUCAUUUUUUACUUCCAACUAUUUUAGAUUUUUUUACUUGAUAUAUAUACAGAUAGAUAUAUAUAUAUAUAUAUAAAGAAAAAGCUAUAUUAUAUCUAGUUGUGUAUUGAAACUUGUUUAGGGGGGUUUUUUCAUUUGUUUUUACCCACUGGAAAAUGAACAGUACAAUUCAUGUAUCUGUAACCUUCAUCCUUGGAUAAUAUCAUAACACGGAGAAGCAGCACUGCAGGAUCUUAUCCAAUAUUCAUGAUGUUGUUUCAGUCAAAGGUCUCUGCUGCUGUGACAUGGGAAAUGACAGAAAUCUCAUCCAAUUCUAUGGCUCUAUUAACUGAAUUGUUAGAUAAUCAUCAUAACACAUUUGGAAAUCUCUCCUGACCUUAACUCACCAUGCAGUGCUGGCUGACAUGAAUUGUGAUUUACAAGACCUGGGUGCAAUGAUUUAUUGGAAAAACUGAGAAUCUGGCUAAAUUGUUGUCCUAUCUGUCAAAUAUUUACCACAGUAUACUUGCCAGUUUAAUUUCAUACACACUAUAGUCACAAUUUCUGCAUAAUUUAUUUUUAUUCCCCUAUAGAAAACAUUCCUUCCUAUGUUUUAAAGACACCUCUCUCAGUUCCUCCUGUUGUACUCAGCCUGAAGGACAAACACAAGGCACAUCCUGGGAGCAAUCCUGUAAACUCAUUAUCCAAUAGCUCAAAGAAACCACAUACAGGCCUACUCAAAUCAAGAAAAUAACAUUUUUCCCUUCAAAAAGACUGCAAACCAAGUAUUCUGCCUAGUUCAUCUAUAUAUAUAUGUAUAAGUACCUUUCCUCAUCAUAGCAUUAAAAAUUUCAAGAUGUUACAAAACAAGUCAUGCAAGUGUAAUGUGAGCUGUAAAAAAAAAAAAGUUCUAAGCAGUGAAAAUAAACCUGCAAUCUUGUAAUCAGUAGUAUAAUUUUCCUUAGGUAAUUAAAUUCCUGGAGGGUGGGGUAUAAUGAAGGUUCCAAAAAUAUGUAAUAAAAAUAUUCAAUUAAAUCUUCCAGAUUUCAGUA
Molecule: messenger RNA, 4109 nt
Organism: Haemorhous mexicanus (house finch)
Lineage: Eukaryota; Metazoa; Chordata; Aves; Passeriformes; Fringillidae
Product: calcium-activated potassium channel subunit beta-2
Exons: 6
Coding region: 1366-2202 (278 amino acids)
Biological process (GO): potassium ion transport; detection of calcium ion
Cellular component (GO): voltage-gated potassium channel complex; membrane
Molecular function (GO): potassium channel regulator activity; calcium-activated potassium channel activity
Source: RefSeq, a predicted model, not a curated record